AAAUGUUUCCGGUGAACUUGCCACCGCAACCAUGUUCCGUCCUAAGUUGCCGAACUUUUACUAUAACCCCGUUAGUCUCUAGUGCGCAGACAACUAUCCAUCUAUUGAUCUUCUUCUAAACCUUUCGGUACCCCAUGGGUGCGAUCACGCAAUCAUCAUUUCAAAUUCAAAACCAACAACCGUGACCACCUUCUGCCAUCAUGGCACCUUUGCGUCGAUCGCAGCGUGCAGCAACUAGGAAGACUUACAAAAGCACCGAGUCUGAGCCUGAAGAUGAUGACUACGGCAAUGAUCAUGCAGACGAGGCCCCCGUCAACAAGAAGUCUCGCCCCAAGAAAGCCGGCCAAGAUGCGAAAAAAUUCACCCCAGCUGCUCCAAAGCGUUGCCGAAUACGUAGACUCCUCCAGAAAGUGGCGGAAACGCCUUUGGACAUACUUUUCGAGCGCCCAUCUACUUUUGUCUGGAAGAGAGCACGAGGAAACGUUGAAGGGUUACCACCCCUGCCCGACGAUCUGAGCGAACCAAAAUAUGCUCAUUUGGCCUAUGAUAAGCACUGUGUCAAUUGUUUGUGCCUGACGAAAUUCGUCCAGUGGGAGUCAAGGACCAAAUAUUGCAGGCAAUGUCUAGAGACUUCUGACCUUUUCACCACCAUCGUCCCCGAUGCUUUUUCUGGUCUUGUUCCCGUAUUUGAAUUCUGGACUCCGGCACGACGUUACAGAAGAGUACGUCAUGGCUACUAUUACGUGCCAGCUAUUAAUGCCCUGCGCGAAGAAUCCGAGACAUUGUGUGAUGAAACAAUGGAUGGUUGGGUAAGGAGAAAACGGGUUAUGUACACGACCUUACAACAUAAUGCACUGUUAUGUGAUGAAUGGUCUACAAGCCGUGCAGAAGAUCGCACCAAUGAGCUCGAUAACCUCCGCUCCCAGAGGCUCGAAAAAGUUAUCGAGCGUCUAACAAUCCUAGGAUGGGGCGAGGAAAUGCACACUCCUGCGCUUAUUCAUGAACUGCGCUGUCAUAAAUUAGUAAGGCAGCCAAGGCCUUUGACUGAGCGAGCAUGGGCCACUAUGUCUGGUGCCUUGGUCCCCAUAGUCGAGCGACACAAAGCUGACAGACUCGAACGGGAGAUGAUUCGUGCCGUUGAGACAAGGGCCCGUUCGUUCGCUACUGCCUACUCCGAUGCUACACGGGAUGUUCCCCUACUUCCUAUCUUUCCAAAGGCGGUGGAUGCGGCUUUGUUGGAGCCUUUCUCAAAAAUAGUGUUCGACACACCCUUGGAUCAGGAUAUCACCGAACCUUUGAAAGCAGCGUGGAUUCAUCUUCCAGAAGUUGCAGUGAAGUGGCGGGAGACCCAGGAUUCCGGGCUGCGAGCUCUGAUGGAGAAGGCAGGUUUGAAACCGGAUCUCAAUCUUGCUACAGCCUUUUUCUCCUGCAACUAUUGCCGCCGCGUCUGCCAAUAUCCUUAUGUCUUGGCUCACUGCUGUGCAUUAUCAUACCGUGGGAGAAUCUUCAAUUCUGAAGACUGGAUGACCUAUGCCUUGAUGCAUAUGUCUCCUGGAGCGAGCGUGGCUUGGUCAGCGAGCCAGUACACGGUCGGCGGAGAUGCGCUCAAAAAGGUGCAGUAUAUCAUUCAAACAUGUGGCCUAAACCCAGAGACUGCAACGUGUGAAGAUAUGAAUUCAUUGGACUGUCGUGUAAUAUACAACUAUCACAAUAAUUAUCUGGUUGAGUUUGUCAUGCAAUGGCAAACUGCUGCGUGUUAUGAAGACUACAAGGGUGCCAGUCCAAAUGCGUGGAAAUUGCUUGACGAUGCAGAAAAACUGGAACGUGUCAAAACCCUUGAGAAAUUAGACAAAGAAGCUGGGUACACUAGCUAUACGUCAAAGGAUUCUUCCUAUUCGCGGGGGAAACUUGUAUGCAGUCAUUGUAAAGUUUUGAGGUGCUCAGGUCGCGAGCUGGAGGAUCAUUUGCUUGAAGCGCACAGCACAACCAGCGUGUCUUCGGAUGAUUGGGAUUGGCCUGUGAACAUGUCAUACAAUACCGGCAAUGGGAGAGGUGUCUUUCUCCACGCUGCAUUGAAGAUUGGUUCGGUGGAUCCACAGCCGGUACCGUAACUGCGAGUUCUAAUGCGCCAGCGUCCAGCUCCCAUUCCGACGCUGCCAGCUCUAGCGCUGAUUAAAGAUAUCGAGACACACUGGACGAUGGUCGUAUGUACUUCUAUUGAGCACUGUAUUUU
Guyanagaster necrorhizus is the source of this 2233-nucleotide messenger RNA. RefSeq lists its product as uncharacterized. The coding region runs from base 201 to 2111 and encodes 636 amino acids. The transcript is spliced from 11 exons. The record is from RefSeq and is a predicted model, not a curated record. Lineage: Eukaryota; Fungi; Basidiomycota; Agaricomycetes; Agaricales; Physalacriaceae.